AUGGUUGCAUUGAAUAUUUGCGUUGAAUUCAUUGCUUGUAUUGAUGUGAAGACCACUUCGGGUGUAGUGAGGGGUCAGACAAUAAAUGUGUUUAACAUAAGUAUUGACCAGUUUUUGGGUAUACCUUAUGCCGAACCACCCGUCGGGAGACUCCGGUUCGCCAAACCUGAACCCAUCAAAACACCAAAACCGAACAUUAUCGAUGCGACAAAACCGAAAAAUGCUUGCAUUCAAAGCCCGUCGCCAUUCUUCCCAAAUCUGACCACAAGUGAAGACUGUUUGGUACUAAACAUAUGGACACCAAAUGCUGGAAAUCAUAAUACAAACAAAUCACAGCUCAAACCCGUUAUGUUUCACAUACACGGCGGGGCGUUGACAAUGGGCUCAAUAUUUGCACCACCAAUAACUAAUGUGUUGGCCAUACAUGAUGUGGUGUAUGUCUCAACACAGUAUAGGUUAGGACAGUUGGGCUUUCUAUACGGGGAUCGGGAGGACGCGCCCGGAAAUGUCGGCUUUUAUGACCAAUUAUUGGCUCUCAAAUGGUUUAUAGAAAAUGCUGAACAGUUUGGUGGAGAUAAGGAUCAGAUCACGAUAUUGGGUGAGAGCGCCGGCAGUUGGUCGGUGUCCGCUCACAUACUCUCCCCGCUAUCCAAAGGCCUAUUCAAGAGGGCUAUUUUGGAAAGCGGGGCCUUUAUGUUCAAUAAGGCCAGGGAUGUGGUCAACAAAACAGAGGCAAUACUUUUAGGCAAACGGAUAGCAAAAGAUCACAAAUGCAGCGAAAGUGAGGAUUGGUUGCAAUGUUUGCGAGGAUUGGAUGCAAAAGAAUUUAACAAAUACUCAGAUCCCGUAACAUAUCCUGUAUUUGAAACUGAAUUUCUACCCAUUUCUGCGCAAAAAGCAUUUGUGAGCAAAAAAUAUAAUUCAGAUGUGGACAUAAUGGCAGGCAUUGCCAGCACUGAGGGCUCAAUGUUAUCCUAUUUAGUGCUUCAGAUUAAAGAUAAGAUAACUUUGGAUGACUUUAUUGAGUACACAAAGCAAACCGACGCUCUUUACCACGGAUUUGAUAUCAAACGUGUGGACGACUAUUAUCUGCAAAAUGUCGACAAAAACAGUUCACUUGAGCUGAAGAAAGCAUUUUAUCAAUUGUUUGGGGAUAUGAUAAUGAAAUGUCCGACAUAUCUGUUUGCAAAACAAGUGGCCACAACUGCACAACCUGGUCAUAAUGUAUAUUUCUACCAGGUUACUUAUCAAAACAAGUAUACUGCUCAUACAAUGGGCUGCGAUAAGGAAGGUAUGGGUAUCUGUCACUGCGCUGAGGCUCCGUUUGUUAGUGGCUGGCCGUUUUUAAUACCCGACGCUUAUAGCAAUAUCGACGCUAUAUUUAGCGCAGAUUUAAUGAAAAUGUGGACUAAUUUUGCUAAAUAUGGGUAA
Molecule: messenger RNA, 1431 nt
Organism: Medioppia subpectinata
Lineage: Eukaryota; Metazoa; Arthropoda; Arachnida; Sarcoptiformes; Oppiidae
Source: the annotation of a GenBank genome assembly